Messenger RNA from Chlamydomonas reinhardtii, 3798 nucleotides. RefSeq lists its product as uncharacterized. Bases 56 to 3319 code for a protein of 1087 amino acids. Lineage: Eukaryota; Viridiplantae; Chlorophyta; Chlorophyceae; Chlamydomonadales; Chlamydomonadaceae. The record is from RefSeq and is a predicted model, not a curated record. The transcript has 10 exons.
CAUUAUACAUAGAAUCUGGCCCUCGUUUAAGUUUUAGGUCUGUCUCGCGCUUAGAAUGUGGGGAAGCAGAAUUGACCCAACCAAGCGGCACAUGCGCCGCCUGGGGAUCUGGGCGCCUGUAUUUAUGCUCUCCAUAUAUGCAUGGAGCAUAUAUAGCCGGCCGUUGGCAACCAAUGCAGACAGUGCUAUUAGCGCAAGCCAUCAAGAUCCCUACCCGCAACGCGCGCGGAGGGCCCAGCUUUCGGAACCUAAUGCGGAGAAUUCGUGUAGCAUCUCCCUCGCCUCCCGCGCGCCGAUAGCGAACAGCCGGCCGGCAUUCUUUCAGGUGGUGGUCAAGAUGUCGGACCCGCAGCCGCCGCUCAGCGCCUCACUCAGCUACGGAGACGGAUUCGAGCGCAAGUACUGGGCGGCACCCGCGGGCGGCCCGGACUCCGGCGGGCUGCGCUGGUUCGCGCUGGGUCGGGCCAUGGGCGUGCGGCUGGCCGACGGCUCGCCCGAGGCCUCCACCGGCCGGCUGUACGUCGCGGCGGGGUGGUACGACCUGGACUGCCUGGUGCUGGACUCGGCCGGCAAUAGCGCUGCCGGCACCCGCCGCGUGUAUGUGUACGAGUCGGAGCCGCGGCAGGCGGCGGGCGGGCGGCUGGACCUGUUGGCGCCGCCGGCAGUGCCGCCGCCUGCAGCAGGCGCAGCUGGCGGCGGGGGUGGAGGAGGUGGUGGCGGCGGGGGUGGAGGAGGUGGUGGCGGCGGGGGUGGAGGAGGUGGUGCUGUGGGAGUGGAGGUGGAGGUGGAGGUGGACCCGGGGGCGCCGGCGCUGAGGUUCCAAGUGACUGACCUCACUGUGUCCGACAGCGCCCCCCACCAGCUGCCGCACACCACCGCCCUGCCCGCCGCACUGCACGCCUGGCGCCUGGAGGCGGACGGCGUUGAGGGCGACCCGGGCAGCUGGAGGCUGAUGGACACGCGGCGUGUGGACUUCGUGCGGCGCCAGGGCGGCGACGGCACCACCUGGGCACUGGCGCCCCCUGACGCCGGCGGCGGCGGCGGCGGCGGGGACCCGGGCUUCACAACCGACGCCGCCGCCGCCACCUCCACCUUCACACUCAAGCUGCGCGCCCCCGGCCGCUACCGCCUUACCUGGCUGGUACCAGACGUGGAACACCCGGACAGCGACAUGCCGUACGCGGCGGAUCCAGCCAUACCCGCCGGGUCUGGUCCGGAUUUCGGAUCCGGGUCCGGCGUGGCGGCGCUGGGCGGUGUGGAGGUGGUGGCUGUCAGCACGACCCCUGGGUACGUGGUGCCCGCUGCCCCGCCGCCCCCCGGCCUGCCACCCCCCUUCCCCCGGGUGCGCUCCCCCGGGGAUUACUGGCUGGCGCCGCCUCAACAAGGAGACGGCUGGACUGACACGGAGCCGCAGCAGGCGAAGCCCGAGUACAACCCUCCACCGCCGCCGCCUCCACCGCCUCCACCCCAAUUGCCCUCGCUCUCGCCCCCCACCCCACCGCCCGCGCCGCCACCUCCCGCGCCCCCACCACCCUCGCCCCCACCUCCGCCUCCGCCUUCACCACCCUCCCCCUCGCCACCUCGGCCAUCUCCCCCGCGGCCUCCCUCACCCGCGCCCGCGCCCAGCGCCCAGGCCGCCCAGAAGGCUCCGCCGCUGAACCCACUGCCGCCCUCCGCACCCGAGCCCCUGGCGCCAUCAAAAUUCCGGCCGUGGGGCAGUCGCCUCAGUCUCCCAUCGCCGCCGCCGCCCCCACCGCCGCCUCCACCCCCUCCACCCCCUCCGCUUUCUGGGAACAGCGGCGGCGAUGAUGGUGGCGGCGGCAUUGAUGGGGAGUGCGAGUCGCUUCUAAUUGCAGCCUAUGAGCUUCUCGCUAUUGCCACGGCAACUGCUGCCAGCACCCCAGAACUGCAAUCCAGCACAGUUGGCGCCCGCAGGAGAGCGGCGGCUACUGCAGGCGCUGCUGCUACUGCCGACGUCAUCUCCGCUGCUACUGCCGUGCCCUCUCAGCCGUUCUGGGACAUGCGCGCCCACGGUGUGGCCUGGACGUGGGGCGCACACGCGCAGGACUGGGCGCUCAUCACGCAGCAGCCCCAGCUGCAGCAGCCCGGGCCGGCGCCCCGGGCGGUGGUGUGGGUGAGCGACCCAGACUAUCCUGCCCUGCGCGCUUCCCGCACACCCGGAUACGGACCCCUAGCACUUCUGGGCAGCAGCAGCAGCGGCAGCAGCAGCGGCAGCAGCAGCAGCAGCAGCAGCAGCAGCAGCAGCAGCAGUGUAGGCGGUACAGGCAGCAGCGAAGGCGGCGGCUCGCAGCAGCUCGAGAGGGACGUGUGGCGGCCAGCGCGCUACUCGGCCUCAGAGCUGCAGCCGCGGGUGUCUGCCCCACCGCUCAAGCAGCCGCCGCCGCCGCCGCCGCUGCCACUGCUUGUGUUGUAUUUCUACGAGCCGGUGCAGCUGUCGGCGGUGCGGCUGCAGCUGCUUCUGGGAGGAGCCGGAGGAGGUGGAGGAGGAGGACGUGGGGGUGCAGCGGGUGCUGUGUCCGUCAAGGCCUGGCUGCUGCCCUGGGCCGUGGCACAGCGCCGCACCCAGCAGCAGCAGGGGCAGCAGCAGGGGCAGCAGCAGGGGCAGCAGCAGGGGCAGCAGCAGGGGCAGCAGCAGGGGCAGGAGGCGGACCCCAGGGAGGGCGCCUGGCUGCUGUUGAGCGGCUCCCUCAACGCCUCCACCUCCACAUCCACCGCAGGCAGCUCCUCCUCGCAAAACGGCGAUGAUGCGGGUUGCGGUGACGGUGGCAGUGGCGGCGGCGGCAGUGGCGGCGGCGGCAGCGGCAAUGGCGGCGGUGGUGGUGGUGCGGGCUGCGGCGUGUGGCUGGAGCUGCGGGUGCCGCCAGCCGGCUCGCCGGGGGAGGAGCUGGCGGCGGCGGCGGCAGUGGCGGCGGCGGCCGCGACUGGCAGGGGUGACGACGGCAAUGCGGUGGGUGGUGGCGGCGCCUGGGAGCAGCCGGCAGCGCCUGUGCCCUGGCUCCGUGCCGUGGGCGGCGUGGUGUUGCAGGUCGCCCAGCAGGGGCCGGGGCGGGAGGAGACGACAGCCGAGGGGCGGGAGAGGCGGGAGUCUGGGGUUCAGGGGAAGGAGGAGGAGGCGGUUGAUGAGGCGUCUGUGGGGGGUGGGGGCCAGCAGGAGGGGUUGGGGCCGGGUGUGGCGGCGGUGCUGUUUGACGGGCGUGUGCUGCUGCCGCGCAACCCGGCGGUGUACGCAUACUGGGCAAGCCCACGGCGGCCGGCGGCUGAGGGCGGCGGCAGCGGCGAGUCUGGUGACGGCCAUUAGAGGAAUGUUCCGGGCGGCCAGGGACUGCUGCAGUGGGCAUGAAGGUUUCGGUGGAGGAGCGAUACUCCCUCGCAGUUAACGCAUUGAUUGGAGGGAGAAGGUGCGUGCUAUUUAUGUGUGUUUACUUGACCAGUCCUGCAGUCCACGGUCAGAUUGGGUCCCAGUCACAAGCAAUGCAGUUCUGUUGCGGUUGCGGUGCCAUUCAUACCUCCCUUCAUUGAUAUAUAUGCUUACUUAAUGUUUGGUGACGGCAAGGCGUUACAAUACUGGCUUGGAAGUGCGGAGGCAGCCGGGGACGGCAGCCAUAGUCCAUGAGUGUGCGGAUAGGGUUGGCCAGGGUUGGCCGAUCGGGCCGACUGCACGCGUGCAGUAUGUUGACAGAGCCCUCUUGACAUUAUUUGCUUUAAACUGACGUUCAAAACUUGUGAUUAAGCUAUCUGGGAGCGCGCCACAGGGUAGGCGUGUAAGUCCGGGUGACC